AACAUACAUAACCCAUCCUCUUGUUUCGCAUACGUUCCACCAACCUACCCCUUUUCUCCUCUCUAUAUAUUCGCCUUGUUUGCCUCCAAUUUACAUCUUCAAAAACAAUUCCAAUAACCAACAACGAGUUGCCAGUGAAAAAGAAAAAAAAACCUUGAUGGGUGCCGAGAAAGAAGGUGCGAAGGUUGAAGCCGAGAAGAAGCCCGCUGCUGAUGCUGGUGAAAAGAAAGAUGAGGCCAAAGUUAUUUCCGUUUACAAGCUGGACAUGCAUUGUGAAGGCUGUGCCAAGAAAAUUAGACACGCCGUUAAACAUUUAGAAGGCGUGGAAGGUUUGAAGACAGAUUGUGCCGGCAACAAACUAACGGUGACGGGGAAAGUGGACCCAGCAAAAAUCAAAGCCAGGCUUGAAGAGAAGACCAAGAGGAAAGUCGAGAUUAUCUCUCCCCAACCUAAGAAAGACGAUGGUGCCGCUGCUGGUGGUGGCGAUAAAAAGGCCGAUGAGAAACCCGAAAAGAAACCGGAGGGGAAGAAGGAAGAAGCGAAAAAACCACCUCCAGAGAGUACCGUUGUUUUGAAAAUCAGGCUACACUGUGAAGGUUGCAUUUCAAAAAUAAAGAAAAUCAUCUCCAAAAUCAAAGGUGUGGGCAGCGUGACUGUGGACGCGGCGAAGGAUCUGGUCACGGUGAAGGGAACAAUGGACGUGAAGGACUUGGCACCGUACCUAAAAGAGAAACUAAGGAGAGCAGUGGAGGUGGUUCCUCCGAAAAAGGAGGAAGAGAAGAAAGACAAAGCAGGCGGCGGAGACGGUGGGGAUAAAAAGGAGAACAAAGCGGCCCCCGCUGAUGGUGGCGGCGAGAAGAAAGAGAAAGGGGGGGAAGCGAAAGGUGAAGAGAAGAAGAAAGAAGGGGAUGGAGGGAAGAAGGAGGAGGCUGCUGGUGCUAAGGUGGAGGUGAGCAAGAUGGAGUAUUCUGGAUAUCCAGGUCCAGCACCUACUUUCUGGUUUGAUGGGGUGUACGGUCAAAAUCAUGUGGUGGAAAGUUACAAUAAUCAUUAUGAUAAUCAGUACAACUACAAUCAACAAGGUUACUAUGCGAUGAAUCAACCAGGGAUGGGAGGAAAUCAACCAGGGAUGGGAGGAAAUCACGGUUUUCUGCUGGACCAUCAUCAUCCCCAUGCACCUCAGAUAUUCAGUGACGAGAAUCCCAAUGCUUGUUCUAUCAUGUGAUUGGUUGAUCGGUCCGGGGGGGUGGAUGCAACAUAUGCCAUAAGAGAAGUACGAAAAUGUACAUGAACUUUAGGAAGGGAAAAGUAAAUACAAGAAAAUACUAAUAGAGGAUUAGUAGAGUUAAUUUUGGAAUUAUCCAUGUGGCUGGCUUAGUUUAGGAGAAACUAAUUAGAGAUGAAGAACAGGAGGCCGGCUGGCCCUGUAAAGCCGGUUAAGUUGCUGGUUUUUUUGUCUUUUUAAUUGUUAUUUCCUUUAUCCGUUCAAUCAAUGUAAGCAUUUGUUAUUGCAGCCCCUAAAUAAAUAUUAUGUGCAAUAAGCAUUUUGGCUUUC
Molecule: messenger RNA, 1555 nt
Organism: Populus trichocarpa (black cottonwood)
Lineage: Eukaryota; Viridiplantae; Streptophyta; Magnoliopsida; Malpighiales; Salicaceae
Product: heavy metal-associated isoprenylated plant protein 6
Exons: 5
Coding region: 158-1225 (355 amino acids)
Molecular function (GO): metal ion binding
Source: RefSeq, a predicted model, not a curated record